AAGUCUCUCCCGUGCCCCCACACUAUUUCCUGUGCUGGGAGGUUUCUCUGGAGUUUCCCGAGCGCGGGCAAAUAUGGACCUAAGCGCCUUCGAACAGAACAAUUCGGUGAACUGUUUGUUGGACUCUGCGGUGCCUGUCAUCUGCCGGACUGAGCCCUGCAGCCUCGGCAUCGAUGAGGCAGGCAGGGGUCCGGUGUUGGGUCCCAUGGUCUACAGUAUCUGUUAUUGUCCUGUGACCCGACAGGAGGACCUAAAGACACUGAAGGUAGCAGACUCCAAGAUACUGACAGAGGCCCAGCGGGAACAGCUCUUUGAGAAGCUGGAUGCAGCCAAGGAUUUUGUAGGUUGGGCCUUGCACAUCCUGUCACCCAACUUCAUCUCAAACAGCAUGCAGAGGCGAGUGAAGUACAAUCUAAAUGCACUUUCACAUGACACAGCCAUUGGCCUGAUCCAGCAUGCACUGGACUCUGGAGUGCAGGUGGCAGAGGUCUUUGUGGACACAGUGGGGCCAGCAGAGAAGUACCAAGAGAAGCUCAAGCGACAGUUCCCAGAGCUGGUGAUCACAGUGAAGCCCAAAGCAGAUUCCCUCUUCCCUGUUGUCAGUGCAGCCAGUAUCUGUGCCAAGGUGGCAAGGGACCAGGCUGUAAAGAACUGGAAGUUCUUGGAGGGUCUGGAAGAUGUGGGAUUGGAUUAUGGCUCUGGCUAUCCCAAUGACCCCAAGACUAAGGAGUGGCUCUCACAGAGUCUGGACCCUGUCUUUGGCUACCCACAAUUUGUACGAUUCAGCUGGAGUACAGCUCAGAUCAUCCUGGAGAGCAAGGCUGUUCCUGUUCACUGGGAUGAUGAUGAAGAUGACCCCUCCCAGAAAAACAAACAAUCCCUGUUAAGCUACUUUGCCCGGAAGGAGACUCCCACCAAACGCCGACCUCACCGCUUCUUUUAUGAACGCAAACUUGAGACAGUGACCAGCUUGUAAGAAGAAACAGAACAUUUCCUUCUUGCAGAGAUCAUCUUGAAUUGACUUCACAAGAAAGCUGCAAUUUGUUUGUAAUUGCAAAGUUUGUUAGUUUGGUUUUAUGCAGAGCUUUUAACUCCUUAGAGUCACAGUUUGUAGCCUAAAAGGGAAAAUGUGAGCAGAAGCAUUGGUAAACCGGUGUGGAAUCUGUCUUUAAGGCCUUUGUGCUUAUAUUCUACGUAUUUUCAGUUAAUAUAUUUUAUUAUAAAGUC
Molecule: messenger RNA, 1227 nt
Organism: Hemicordylus capensis (graceful crag lizard)
Lineage: Eukaryota; Metazoa; Chordata; Lepidosauria; Squamata; Cordylidae
Gene: RNASEH2A
Product: ribonuclease H2 subunit A
Exons: 8
Coding region: 74-976 (300 amino acids)
Biological process (GO): DNA replication, removal of RNA primer; mismatch repair
Cellular component (GO): ribonuclease H2 complex
Molecular function (GO): RNA-DNA hybrid ribonuclease activity; RNA binding
Source: RefSeq, a predicted model, not a curated record